AUGGCAAAGUAUGAAGUUUUAAUUUUGGGUCUUGAAAUAUUGAUCGGAAAGGGGGCUUUGGAAGUCCAAAUACUAGGGGACUCUCAGUUAAUCCUAAAACAGUUAUCGAAGGAGUUCAAAUGUAAUAAUGAGAAGUUUCAAAAAUAUUUGGCAACGGCUUGGGAAUUGUUAACCUCUUUUCGAAAAGUUUUUUUGGUUCAUAUACCAAGGAUUCAUAAUGAGAUUGCUAAUGAGUUAGCCCAAAUUGUUUCGAGAUAUAGAAUCGGCCUGGAAACUUUAAGAAAAUUGGCCAGUAUCCAUCAAAUUUUGGUGCCUGCGGAUGAGAGGGAAGCUUUGUGUGUAGGCAAAUGGGAAGAUAAUGAUUGGAGAAAGCCUAUUGCUGAAUAUUUAAAGAAUCCCAGCACCCCAGUCGAUAAAAAUGUAAAAUUGCAAGCAAUAAAUUUUAUUUUUAUGGCUGAUGAGUUGUAUAAGAAGGGAAUCGAUGGGAGUUUAUCGAGAUGUCUAAGUCAAGAUGAUAAAGAGAUUGCUUUGGGUGAAGUCCAUAAAGGGAUAUGUGGUGCUCAUCAGGCUGGGAAGAAGAUGAAAUGGGUGCUAUAUCGCAAUCAUGUAUAUUGGCCAUCCAUGAUCAGAGAUUGUAUCGAAUAUGCAAAGGCAUUCCAGGAAUGUCAAAAGCAUGGUUCGAUACAACAGAUCCCAGUAUCUAAGUUGCAUUCGAUUAUAAAGCCAUGGCCGUUUAGAGGUUGGGCUUUGGAUUUAAUUGGAUUGAUUCACCCUCCUUCAUCGAAACAUCAUAAAUUUAUUUUGGUAGCAAUUGAUUAUUUUACAAAGUGGGUCGAAGCAGUUCCUUUAAUAGAAGUUGGGCAAAAUGAAAUAAUUGAUUUUAUUGUGGAACAUAUAAUCCAUCGAUUUGGAAUUUCUCAAACAUUGAGCACUGAUCAAGGGACUAUGUUUACUGGUCAGCGAAUUAAGAAUUUUGCAACUUCAAGGAAUAUUAGUAUGAUUACUUCAACCCCUUAUUAUGCACAGGCUAAUGGGCAAGUCGAGUGGAAAAGAGAUCGAGAGUUCUUGGUAAAUGGUCCCACACUUGGGAAGGCCCUUUCCAAGUGA
Arachis ipaensis is the source of this 1107-nucleotide messenger RNA. The record is from RefSeq and is a predicted model, not a curated record. Lineage: Eukaryota; Viridiplantae; Streptophyta; Magnoliopsida; Fabales; Fabaceae.